Molecule: messenger RNA, 3057 nt
Organism: Solea solea (common sole)
Lineage: Eukaryota; Metazoa; Chordata; Actinopteri; Pleuronectiformes; Soleidae
Product: amyloid-beta A4 precursor protein-binding family A member 3
Exons: 11
Coding region: 282-2453 (723 amino acids)
Biological process (GO): chemical synaptic transmission
Cellular component (GO): plasma membrane; cytoplasm; dendritic spine
Molecular function (GO): amyloid-beta binding; protein binding
Source: RefSeq, a predicted model, not a curated record
CACAGUCUGCGCAGUACCAGUGUAAAAGCUGUCGUUUCAACAGCAGCAGCCGAUAUCCAGCCUUUUAUGAACAGUGACUGCUGUUUUAAACGCAAUACUAUGUAAAUGUAUGACAUUAACUAGCGCCGUUGUUGUUAUUAUGACGAAUAAUACAAACCCAAAGUUUUGGAAAAGGCUUAAACCUCAAACCACGUCCACUCGUCUGUCGUGGCAGCCUCAGGAGUCUCUGUCUGGACACAAAGAAACCGGAGAAGACCUGCAAUAUCAGGCUUUCUUUCAAAAUGGACACAGAGGUCUGCCCUGCCAAUCAGCCUACCUCUGCACUGUCAGACACCCAAUGGUCUGCCUCUGUGUCUGUUAAUGAAGCCUCUGGUGAUGAAAUCAUCAAACAGACGGUGUCAGCUUUGCCAUGUUCAGAGGUGGAGGAUCUAGAUUUCUACAACCUGAUUGAACCUCCUCCAUUAGACUGGAGGUCUGACUCCUCCAGCAAUGCGGGCUCUACAGACGAACUGGAUGACCACAGCUUCCCUCCUUCUUUCGACAGCUUAGACAAUGCCUCUCCAGGGAUGCCAGUAUUACUGCCUUUGGACAUGAGUGACACAGUUGCUCAACUAAACAUUAACCCGCAAGAAAUGAUAAAGAAUAUAGAGGUGGAAGUGGAGGAAGGGGAAGAGGAUACAGCAGUUGAGGAGGACAGAGGGCUGGGGGUGGAAGAGUUGGAGUGUGUUGAGGAAGACCAGGAGGAGGAAACAUUCAGGGACAUGGAAAGUACUGUCACUACAGAGGAUUUUGCUCACAGACGAUCAACUGAUGACGACCAUAGCCACAUCCACACCCUGCUUAGCCAGCUCCAGAUGAUGAGUGAAGAGCCUCAUCCCAGUCAUCAGUCACCACUUCACCAUCACUAUUCCAGCUUGUCUGAGGUGGAAGCUUGUGCUUCCUCCUCAAUAACAGAAGAUAGCACUGAGACCACUGGGUUGUUGUUCUCUGAAAGCCACCACAGGGACCUGCUGGGGCUGCUGCAGUGCACAGAGAUUGGCGCAACACCACAUCCAACCUGUUUGUCCCACACAGAGGAGGUGGAUGCUGUAGUGUCAGUUUCCUACAAUCAGGAGGAUGCACAGAGGUUCUGGGGUCAUUGUGAAAAUGGUCAUCGACUGCACAGGGACGAUUCCCUAAACUCAUUACCUGAUGAAGAGUAUCCUGAACCAGUGUGGAUGAAGCUGGGUGAGCAGCCUCCAGAUGAAGAGGCUGCUGCAGAAAGUGAGCAGAGCACUGAUGAUCAUCCUUCUUAUAAAGAUGUGCCUGGUCCCUGUGACCCCGAAGACCUGUUAGACGGGGUGAUAUUUGGGGCCAAGUAUCUGGGCUCCACUCAGAUGAAAUCAGAAAAGAACCCAUCGACAAAUGCUCGUAUGUCUCAGGCUCAGGAGGCUGUGGACCGAAUAAAGGCUCCAGAUGGUGAAUCUCAGCCAAUGACAGAAGUGGAUUUGUUCAUCUCCACACAGCGAAUCAAAGUGCUCACUGCUGACACACAGGAAGCAAUGAUGGAUCACGCUCUGCAGAUGAUCUCCUACAUUGCGGACAUUGGUAACAUUGUGGUCCUAAUGGCACGAAGGAAACGUAAAGGACAGGAUGGUGACCCACCCUCUAACUCUUCCUCUUCAUCAUCCGCCUCUGGGUCUCAGAAGAAGUGCUUAAUGAUCUGCCAUGUUUUCUCGUCAGAGGAUGCUCAGACCAUAGCCCAGGCUAUUGGCCAGGCAUUCGGAGUUGCCUAUCAGCAGUUCCUACAGGCCAAUGGGAUUAAAGCCAGUGACUUAAAGCCAGGAGAGUACAGUGACUACCUGGAAAGUCAGGAGCUCUAUAAUGGAGACCUAGCCCACUUCUCUGACUCGCAGAACAUCAGAGAGGUAGUCAUCACAAAAGCUUCUGGAGAGAUCCUGGGCUUGGCGGUGGUGGAGUCCGGCUGGGGCUCCAUCCUGCCCACUGUGGUUGUGGCUAACCUCCUUCACGGAGGUCCAGCUGAGCGCUGCGGUGAGCUCAGCAUCGGUGACCGCAUCAUGUCUGUGAACAGCACCAGCCUGGUGGGUCUGCCCAUCACCACCUGUCAGAACAUCAUCCGGGAUCUGAAAAGCCAAAAAUAUGUGAAGCUCAGCAUCGUUCACUGCCCUCCUGUCACCAUGGCAAUUAUCAGGAGGCCAGAUCCCAAGUUUCAGCUGGGCUUCAGUGUGGAGGACGGCAUCAUUUGCAGUCUGAUGCGAGGAGGUAUAGCAGAGAGAGGGGGCAUUCGUGUUGGACAUCGCAUCAUCGAGAUAAACGGGCAAAGUGUUGUUGCCACGCCACACGAAAAGAUCAUCCAGAUCCUGUCAAAUGCAAUCGGAGAGAUUCACAUGAAGACAAUGCCAGCCUCAACAUAUCGACUCCUCACAGGACAGGAGCAGCCACAGUUUCUUUGAGCACUUCCUGCUAUUGCAAUUCUACUGCACAGUGUUCAAGCUACAUGAAUUUUGCCAAACACAGAAAAUAUUAUGCAAGUGACUAUACAACAUAUUUUCGACUGUUAUCAUGCCAGUGAUGCAACAACUUAGUCUAAAUGUUUAUUUUAGUUAUAAAUGAAAAGAUAUUUUAAUGGACAGGGAUAGAUGAUAGCUCUCGGUUUAUAUUUAUCAGAUACAGAUAUUUAACAAUGUAAGGAGUAACUAAGAUGCAACAAAGCGUAAGUGCAACAUUUUUUGACUUUAGGAACUCAAAUGGUGAACAGUGUUGAGACAUUAUUAACUUCCAGCCUGGUGUGCCUGAGGUAAACAUGCUUUUAUGGGGACACUUAAUCGAAUCAGCUCAGAGGGUCAAUAUAUUUCAUUACGUGCUUCCAUUCUGUCACGCACACUUGCAUGUCAAGUGACUUUGACAAGCUUCAAAGUGACAAUGUAUGCCCUCAUUGUGCCUGACGGUAAGCAACUGAUGCACAAUUGAUGGAAACUGCCUUAUGCGAAAGAGAUGCUUAUAUAUUUCAAGAAUUUGCUGUUUUUUGGAUGUUUAUUAAAAUGAUCUGUAAGUUUU